Molecule: messenger RNA, 7040 nt
Organism: Diachasma alloeum
Lineage: Eukaryota; Metazoa; Arthropoda; Insecta; Hymenoptera; Braconidae
Product: retinal-specific ATP-binding cassette transporter
Exons: 2
Coding region: 94-5070 (1658 amino acids)
Biological process (GO): lipid transport; transmembrane transport
Cellular component (GO): membrane; intracellular membrane-bounded organelle
Molecular function (GO): ATP hydrolysis activity; ABC-type transporter activity; lipid carrier activity
Source: RefSeq, a predicted model, not a curated record
GCUGUCGCAGACGAGUUGUCAACGGUUAACCACCUGUCCAUACCUGGAUUCAGAGUUAUUGAAUUGGAAUCUACACCGGAAAGCAAUCGAAUCAUGAAUGCAACACUAAGGAUAUUUCUCAUUCUCCUCAAGAAAAACUUUCAAGUUCGCAAGAGAUGUUGGUUUCGGAGCAUCGCAGUGCAACUGAUCAUUCCAAUGGGUCUAUUCUUCAUCGGACAGAGUGUUGGAUUAUUCGCUGAAGGCCCACCGGAAUUCGAAAAUACCACAACUUACUAUCCAGUUCAACCCAAGCAAGAAAUUUUGUGGGGAUUCUAUUGGUUAGAGCAGCUUCGUUUCACACCAGAAACACGUGCAACGAUCCAGUUGGUGGAGUACACGCGAGUGUGUCUAGGAAGUUAUCGACUCAAUGUUAGUGGUGCUGUCGAUGAGGAAACAAUGGUGCAGCAGUUAACCAAGGACUAUGCUGAGGAUGCCUAUAUUUCUAGUAAAUCUGUGGGAAUCGUUUUUGAAACUGUUGUUGGAGAUUCCAUGCCACGUCAUUUCAAAUACAAAAUUAGGACAGGUAAUCCGCUGCAGGGAGAUUUGUACGACCCGCGAGAAAAUGGAAACAUGGCGAAUGAAUUUCAAUAUUCUAGCACUUUGGCCAUACAAUUAUGUCUUGAUGAAGCGUACAUCAACUGGGUGUCAGAGAGUUCCUCAGGACCUAGAAGGUACACGCCGAAGAUCUCAAUCCAACAGAUGCCUUAUCCUCCGUACACAAAGGCUGAUAAAGGACUGCCAAUCGGAGGACAGUUUUUUUCGGAAAUUAUAAAAUUCAUUUUCCUGAUCAUUCUGUGCAUUGAAAUCGGUUACCCUUCGAGUGAAAAAUAUAUUGGGAUUAAUGUUCUCAUGUCUGUCAAUGGAGUCACCACGAAGAUGAAUCUCUUCAGCUGGUUUGUCACUGGAGCAGUUUUCAGUAUUUUUUACCUCGUUCCGUUUGUGGUGAUCAUGGGACACUUCGGACCGAAUCGUGUUAUUCCAUUUUUGACGCACGGCGAUCCGGUCAUUGUGUGGCUGGUGUUUUUCUUCAACUUCUGCCAUGUACUCUCCUUCGGGUACCAUCUGUCGUCAUAUUUUUGGAAACCAUCAAGAGGCAUCCUGGCAACCUUCAUGAUUUACAUCGUACUGAACAGUGCUAUUACCUAUUUCGCUACCUCUAUUGCCAUUCGACGAUUCCUUCUGUAUCUUGGUUUAAUAUGUCCAGGCAUCCUCUUUCAAAGAAUGUUCGAGGAAAUAGUCAUUUACGAGACGAAACUCAUCGGCAUCAACUGGUCAAAUGUGUUCUCGGUCGGAUCAACAGACGCCCCAGCAGAAGGAAGUGUGGGAGUGAUGUUGAUCUUCUCCAUCAUUGGUAUCCUCAUCAAUUUUUACCUAGCUGUCUUCAUUCACGUAGUGCAUCCAGGCAAAUAUGGAGUGAGCCAAAACCCAUUCUCUUAUUUCCGAAGUAAGAAAAAUAUUCGGCAGGAUGGAAACACAAUUGACUUUGAAGGAACAAAUAGCAAGGGUGAAGAAUUUGAAGAAAUCUCCGAAGGGACUUGUGAGCCAGGAAUACGAAUCAGAGGAUUAAAAAAAACAUACACAAAGGGUUUUUUUAAAUCAUCCAAAGUCGAUGCACUGAAAGGAGUCUCAAUAGAUUUUUAUAAAAGUCAAAUAACAGCUCUACUCGGUCACAACGGCGCUGGUAAAACAACGAUGAUGUCUAUUCUGUCUGGUUUAACAAGUUUAACCGAGGGUAUAAUCCUCAUAGACGGUAAGAACAUUCAGCAAGACCCAUUCAGCAUAAAGAACAAGAUUGGCCUCUGUCCGCAGGAGAACAUGGUCUUUCCAGAAUUGACAGUUUAUCAACACCUCUUCUUCUUCGGAACUCUGAAAGUCCGUAAUAAAUCGAAACACGCAUUAGAAUCUGAAAUUGACAUUUUAUUGAAUAAAGUAAAUCUAACAGAGAAACGGAAUGUCAUUCCGAAACAGUUAUCAGGAGGUCAAAAGAGAAGAUUGUGCCUUGCGAUGGCUGUCAUCGGCGAUGGAAAUGUUGUAAUACUAGAUGAGCCGACCUCUGGAAUGGAUGCACAGAGUAAACGCGAAGUUUGGGAUAUUGUCCUCAAAAUGAGGGGUCAGAAGACGAUAAUCAUAAGCACCCACGACAUGGAAGAGGCUGACAUCCUUGGAGACAGGAUAGCGAUAAUGCAUGCAGGUAGAUUGAAGAGUUACGGAACUUCAAUGUUCCUGAAGAAGCUAUAUGGAGAUGGUCAAGUGGAAGUGACAUUGUCUGUUGAGCCUUGGUGUGAUCCUUCAAGAAUUAUUCAAGAAAUCAAAAUACCUGCAGAAUUAUUAAACCAAGAUGAGGGUAAAGUAGUUCUAGCAAUUCCCCAGGUGGAAUCAUUGCCAGAGGCUCUGGAUCAUCUGGAGUCUUCGCGAACGGAUUUAGGUAUCACUGGAAUGAGUGUUUCAAUAAUAACAAUGGAGCAAGUAUUCCUGAGGGUAAGUAGGGAUGAAGCUGACGCAGUUGAAUCGAGAGACCAGAUUGAACACUCGAAAGUCAUAGGUCUAGCAUAUUUCCGUCAGUGCUUUUCUGCGUUUUUGCGGAAGAAAUUCACAUCAGUACGGAAGAAUCUCUGGCCAUUCUGGUUGAGUUUACUAUUCCCCUGCUUGGCAUGUACAGUAAUGCAGGCACCAUUUGGAGGAAUCAGCCAAAAGAGAUCAAUCGCAUUAACGUUGAAAUCUUACAGCACCCCGGAAGCUGUUGUUAAAUCUUCAGAUCCUACGUUGGCUUUUAUGUACGUGAGUAGCAUUAAUCAAUUCGGGGGGAGAACAGAGAUAAUCCGACAAGAUUCGACCAUGAGCGUCACGAGUCGUUUGUUAAAAGCAGCUCAUGAUGACAUCGGCAUGUAUAGAAAUGCAUACAUAGUCUCGGCUGAGUUUAAUCAAACUGGUCCGAAUAUGACAGCUAAUGGAUUCUACUCAGGAACUGCGUAUCUAGGAAUUCCAAUAACAUUGAAUGCCCUGUCGAAUGCUAUUUUGAAGGCUUCGACCAAGAACGAAGCUGACACGAUUGAAGCUUCGGUGCAGCAGAUUCAAUUGCCCUGGGCCAUGCCACAAAACGAGAUAACCCAAGGUUGGAUCUUUGCAGUGGUCAUUAUUAUUCUCAUGAUACCAGCGAUUGGUUUAUAUAUGACUCAACCUCUCGAAGAAGCUCGUUCUGGAGUCAAACAGCUGCAAAAUAUGACUGGAGCUUCGAAAUUUGCAUAUUGGGCCUCUAUGUUUCUCUUUGAUUUCUUCCAGUACAUAAUCUCCUGUCUACUGCUUCUUAUUUUAUUAGUACUAGCCGACAAAUCGUUGGAUACAAAAUUCUUUGGUACAACCGAAAUUCUUAUGUCUAUGGCGCUCAUGUUUCUCCUGGGAUUCAGCAUGCUACCGUUCGUUUAUUGCAUCAGCUUCCUGAAAAGAUCGUUAGCUGCUACAAUAAUAGUACAGCUAAUUGCCCCAGUUGUAUUUGCAUUGACGGAAUUGAUACUUAACUUGAUCGCGCUGAAUGAGAAAACUGAUUCUACCAAGAAUUUGAAGGAUGCUCUGACCCCAAUCCUCCGACUGUACCCUCCUUUGAGUUUUCUGCAUGGAUACUCAGCGUUCUUCACAGUGGUAUCGAAAAACGCCAGGUGUCGGAAGAUGACUGACGAAGCCAUUAAUGUUUUGUGCGUCAUUAAAGAUCCGUGCUGUGGAAAACAGUGUAUCAAUGGUGAAUGCAGAAAUCCUUUUCCUUACUUCGCAGAUAAUCCAGUCGAUUUUCUACCGAGUCUGUCUACCAGUAUGAUGUACCUUGCGGCAUCGUUCUUUCUAUUCUGUGCAAUCAUUGUUGUAAUUGAACAGCGGAUUUUCCAGAGGAUUAUCAUGAUGUUUAGGAAAAAGGACUCCCAGGAGACCAAUACUGCAGAAAUGGAUGAAUUGGUAGUGAAGGAGAAGAAAAUUGUUGCUGAUGAUGUGAGAAAAAGAAUGAUGGAAAUUUCUGAUGAUGAGAGUGAGAACAUAUUCCUGGCCCACGAUUUGAGAAAGAGAUAUGGAAGACUUGAAGUGGUGAGAGGGAUCAGUUUCAGGGUGAAAGAGAGUGAAUGUUUUGGAUUGCUUGGGGUGAACGGCGCAGGAAAGAGUACGACGUUCAGAAUGCUGAUUGGCGAGGAACUCCCUAAUGGUGGUCAGAUGUGGUUGAAGAAUUUCAAUAUUGAAAACAAUCGAGUGAAAUAUCUGCAGAAAAUGGGUUACUGUCCCCAGCACGAUGCCAUUAUGGGGACUCUGAAUUCGCGGGAUCAUUUGUACUUAUUCGCAAAGCUUCGAGGCGUUCCAGAGGGUGAAGUGUAUGACGUCGUUGAGAAAUGGAUUCGGAAGCUCAAUCUUACUGCGUGCGCUGAGCAACCCAGUAGCACGUACAGCGGAGGGAAUAAGAGGCGAUUGAAUAUUGCAAUGGCACUCAUUGGUAAUCCAUCUUUAGUUCUGAUGGAUGAACCGACGACUGGUGUGGAUCCGGCAGCUAGAAGAUCACUGUGGAAUACUCUGAAAACCUGCCAGGACUCGGGACAAUCAUUUAUCCUCACUUCACACAGUAUGGAGGAGUGCGAAGUACUGUGCAACCGACUCGUUAUUAUGGUGAAAGGUCAGCUAGUUUGCGUUGGUGCUACUCAAGAAUUGAAACAACGCUUCGGGGCUGGUUACAAUAUUCACGUGAAACUCUUCCCCAAUCGCAAUUACGCAGACGUGGAGAAUAUUAAGAGAAAAAUAGAGAGCAAUUUGACGUGCAAAUUAACGGAUGAAAAUUCAGGUUUUCUCAACUACCAUGUCACAGACUCCAAAGCCACUUGGACGCUUAUGUAUUCACUGCUGAACGAGAUGAAGAAUUAUUACAAUUGUAUCGAAGAUUUUGCUGUCCUGUCUUCAACGCUGGAGCAAUUGUUCAUACAAUUUGCCAGGGCGUCUGAUGAUGAACGGACCAAUGAUGAAGUGUCUAAAGGGUUAGAGAACGACGACACAGGAGCCUAUGCUUAGCAUUUCUUGUGCUCAAAAGGUAGUAAAAUAAUGGUCUUUUUCAUUUUUACUUAUCUGAAUGAAAGGAAUUCAACGAGUUUCCAAUUAUUUCUUCAUUUUAUUCUACUGAGGGCAUCGUAUUUGUCCAUUAUAAUCAUGCGUAAUGUUAAAUUUCGACACAGAGGAUACGAAAAAUUUCUAUUGGUACUAACAGAUUUAGGGAAAUAGGUCCUCUAGGUAAAGUUACAAUAGGAGUUCCCAACAUUCUCAUUGGAUUAAAAUAAUUCAUACAUGCAUUCCAUAGAUCCAUAGUCUGUCAACCUUAUAUUCAUGCCCAAAUGAUAAAAAACCAAAAUGCAAUAGAUCUGAAACCAUGAAUCUGCGUCAUUGUGAUAUUUUCGAAUGGCCCACACUUCGAAUGUCUACAAUCAGUGGAUAGGGCGAGGGGAAGGACCUAGUAGAUUUUUUUAAUCUAUGGAGUAAAAUUCCCCCUUUCCUUAUUCGUAAUUUUCCAUCGACUGCUGGGCUAGUGUGGAGUCCGAAGUAAAUGCAAAAGCUCAACUCCAAUCAAAGUCUAGAUGUCACGUCUCGAUUUAUGACGAAUGUGAAACCAGCAUCCACAAGUGUACGAGGGCAAAUAGAAUGUAUCAGUAGUCAAGUGGGGAAUCCUAAUGAGUCUCCAUAUUUUUGUUUUCUCUGUUUAUCUCAGAAGCAAGUGAUUCUGAGGGAGAAUUUCAAGAAUUUUUUUUUUGUAACUGAAGAACACGUACGAAAAAAUUGAUAAAAAAUCUUGCCCAUUCACAAUAGAAUAUUAAUAUUUCAAUAUUAUUAAAAUUCUAUUGUAAAAUCUAUUUUUUCCAUUCUUCUAAAGACAAAUCUUCAAUGGAGAACAAUUGACAAAUAGAAAUUGAUAGAUUUCGAUUUUUCUUUGCAACUGUUUCAAUUCUAUUGAAACAUAUUCUCUUGAAAGCUCUCAGCAUAAAUUUUCCAACAUUUUCCUACUACUUUUAUUUCAUUUUUUUCCAUCGAAAAAUUCCACAGCAAAAAAUCCUUAAAAUAUGAAGAAAUCUUGAGGAAUUCCUGCAGAAACCAUCUCAAUCGAAUAAAUUGUAUAGAAAAAUAAAAAUUUAUUGAUUUUUCCCACCAAAUAUUGUCCUCAAACCAUUUCCCUUUCUCAAAAUACAGAGUAAAGCGGGAAAAUUUCAAAAUAAAAUUGGCGAAUGUAUUUUUCAAUAGAAUUGCAAUCGAGAUUUCUAAUGAAUAAUUUUUUUCGUACGUAAAAUAGAAAAAAAUGGACUUGUUCUGUUUCACCGUGUCUACUGAUACAGUACCAUUGACGAAUUUCGUUCACAAUAUCUAAAAAAAUCAAAACUCGUCUCUGAAAAUCCCCAAAAUGGAGUCGCUGGUUCCACCCUCGUAUUCCAAUUAAUUCAUUCACAAACAAAAUGAAAGUUGAAGAUCGUUUUCUUAAACAUACGUACUGUAUUGUACUGUAUUGUUCCAGCUGUGAUAUGCAGCUCUGUAUACAACCAUUGCAAAGAUUAGAUAAUGAAAAAAUUAUGCCUAUAUUUAUGAGGGCAGGACUAUUUGUACAAAUAGCCAUGACCUAUUUAUAUUGUAACAGAAUUUUAAAAAGCGUGAGUUUUCUAAAGUAUUAAUUAUAAAAGUAUUUAUUUUUCUAAUAUUGAAUAAACAAAUAAUUUGUAGUUCCAAAUUGAUGAAAUAUGCAUCAAGAAUUAUAGUGAAAUCGGUCAAUAUUUAAUGCACUGUGUGCGGUUAAAUAAGUACCUAGACAUUAUUCUUAUCAAUAUAUUUUCAAUGUGUAGAAUAGUCUACAAAUGCAACUGGUUACUGGGUCAAAUUAUAUACGGACAAUAACGGCCGAACUAUUCAUUAAAACUUUUAUCAUUUUUAAUAUGCUGUGCAAAUACCUUGCGGUUAUUGUAUAUAUGUUCAAUAUUCGUGUAACCAAAUAUACGUGUGAAAAAUAA